AUGUCUGACCCGAUAAAGAAGAGCGAAACUUUGAGAUGCUGCCGAUUGUUUCAUGUUCGAACUUUGGCCAUCGUCAUUGCAUUACUCGAAGUCACUUUCCUAUUAUAUCAGGUUCGCGUUAAAUACCUUGAACUUCGUCGAUUUCUCUUGAAAAGGCGAACGAUAAUAAUCUUAGAGGUGACUCAUGUUUAA
Haemonchus placei is the source of this 192-nucleotide messenger RNA. The record is from the annotation of a GenBank genome assembly. NCBI's taxonomy places the organism in Eukaryota, Metazoa, Nematoda, Chromadorea, Rhabditida, Trichostrongylidae.